UGACAGCUCUAAUUGUGAAGAGAGGAAAGUGAUCUGUGAGUGAAGAAAAGAAGAGAGAAGGAGAGAGAAAAGUGAUUUGUGAGUGAGGAAAAGAAGAUAGAGUUGGAGAUGGAGAGCAAGACAGUUAUUCCAAGUGCUCGAGUUUAUAUUGGUCAAGCAGAAACCGACUCGGUCCCACUGAAUCUGCAGGAUCGCAUUUGGGAGCUCUGAAUGGUUGCUGCUACUACGCUCGUCUUAGUCCUCCCUCAUCCACUCCAUUCUACGCCGAUUCUCAACUCUCAACGCUCCAAUGUUUGCUGCACCGCUGGGAUCCGUCUCCGCUUCUUCCUUUCUCUCACAGCUUGGCUCCAGUGAUGCUUCUCACGCCCCUUCAAGCUCCGCCUCCACCUCCCUCGUACUUCGCAGGCCUCUCUCUCAGUCAAGUUUCGGAGUCCUAGAUACCUUAUCUCCCCCGCCGGAAUCAGUUCGACGUGCUCGGCUGCAUGUGAAUUUGCAGAAAAUAAUUCAGGGAAAUCGGAACUGUUUUAUCAGACACAGGAACUGGGCAGGACGGUUUGUUGGUCUCAGCAAAAAUCCAUCUACAAAAGCAGCUGUGAUUACUGCAACGUCCUCAGCAUCUGUGUGCAUUGGACCUGCUCUUGAGGUGCAAGAAAUACGGGAGAGAUCCAACAAGUGGCAAUGGAACCAAUACUCCAUAAACUAUUUUGUUUCUCACUAUCAACCUUCUCGAGAGCAACCACAAUCAAGUUCAAGUCCUCCUGUCGUCCUUUUAGUUCAUGGAUUUGGAGCUUCUAUUCCCCAUUGGCGAAGGAAUAUUAGCACAUUGUCUCAAUAUUCAACUGUCUAUGCCAUCGACCUUCUUGGCUUUGGUGCUUCCAAUAAGCCUGCCGGCUUUGCAUAUACCAUGGAAACAUGGGCAGAUUUGAUAUUAGAUUUCGUGGAUCAAGUCAUUAAGAAGCCAACUGUGCUAGUGGGUAACUCGGUGGGAAGCCUUGCUUGCGUGAUCGCUGCUUCAGAUUCCAGUAGAAAUCUAGUUCGAGGACUUGUUCUCUUAAACUGUGCUGGUGGUAUGAACAAUAAAGCAAUUGUCGACGAUUGGAGGAUCAAACUGUUAUUACCAUUGCUUUGGCUGUUCGAUUUCUUACUGAACCAACGAGUAAUUGCUUCAGCGCUGUUUGAACGUGUGAAGAAGAGAGAUAGCUUGAGGAACAUUUUGUUGUCCGUAUAUGGAAACAAGGAAAGUGUGGAUGAAGAUCUGAUAGACAUAAUUGUGGAACCAGCCAACGACGAAGGUGCGCUUGACGCUUUCGUUUCAAUCGUUACAGGGCCACCAGGGCCAAGCCCGGUUCAACUAAUGCCGAAAAUUUCCGUGCCUGUUCUGAUUUUGUGGGGAGAUGAAGAUCCAUUCACUCCACUUGAUGGACCUGUUGGGAAGUACUUCUCGAAGUUAAGUAAGGAAGUUCCAAAUGUAAGUCUUUUUGUGUUGAAAGGAGUAGGACAUUGUCCUCAUGAUGAUAGACCUGAAUCAGUGCAUGAAAAACUUCUUCCAUGGCUGGCUCAGCUUCCUGCUUUGUAACAAGCAAAUUUAUAUGCAUCAACAAUAUUUAUGUAUAUUUGUUUGUAUUGUAUAGUUAUUCCCCCUCUGGAAGGCUUCAGUGAGGGCCAAAUCCUUGCAUGUCUUGUAACAAUUUGAUAGUUUAUCAUUAAAAAGUGUCGUCAUAAAUAGUUUGAUUGUUUAA
This is a messenger RNA of Benincasa hispida (wax gourd), 1739 nucleotides long. Its product is annotated as alpha/beta-Hydrolases superfamily protein. Gene Ontology annotation, biological process: chlorophyll metabolic process. Lineage: Eukaryota; Viridiplantae; Streptophyta; Magnoliopsida; Cucurbitales; Cucurbitaceae. Gene Ontology annotation, cellular component: chloroplast. The record is from RefSeq and is a predicted model, not a curated record. Gene Ontology annotation, molecular function: chlorophyllase activity.